This is a messenger RNA of Neurospora crassa OR74A, 2547 nucleotides long. It is a transcript of the gene nmt-1, whose product is annotated as thiamine biosynthesis protein NMT-1. Bases 395 to 1423 code for a protein of 342 amino acids. Gene Ontology annotation, biological process: thiamine biosynthetic process. The transcript is spliced from 4 exons. NCBI's taxonomy places the organism in Eukaryota, Fungi, Ascomycota, Sordariomycetes, Sordariales, Sordariaceae. The record is from RefSeq and is a predicted model, not a curated record.
GCUCCCAAACAACAACUCGACAUCUCGCUCUUGACUUUGAAUCAACAACCUGCUAUACCUUUGGUACGCCGCCAGCGUCCGAAGAGCCAUGAAAUCUAUCACAAUGGGAACUCCAAGAUCGAGGUAAAGUAAACAAGACAGCUACCGGGUGUCCAUGUUGGUACAGCCACAGUUGGUUCACCCUUAUCGCUCUUCCAUGCCUUCUGUGACAAGGUCUUUGGAAUGAGUUUGAUACGAUGGGCCAACUGCGGCGGUACCACGUUGGUCUGAGAAAUACCGGCGAACUUGAUCUGGAUAAUACCAGCGAAAGGAUUGGCUUCUUGGGACCCCUUCCCCUCCCCUCAUUGGAGAUCAACUAACUCUAGGGUUGCAGCUUUGCUCGUGUUGCGCCAACAUGUCUACCGAUAAGAUAACUUUCCUCGCCAACUGGCACGCUACGCCGUACCAUGCACCGCUUUACCUUGCCCAGGCCAAAGGCUUCUUCAAAGAACAGGGCAUCCAGGUGGCUCUCCUGGAGCCCAACGACCCCAGCGACGUAACCGAAAUCAUCGGCAGCGGCAAAGUCGACCUCGGUUUCAAGGCCAUGAUUCACACUCUUGCUGCCAAAGCCCGUAACUACCCUGUCCUCUCGAUUGGCAGCCUUUUGGAUGAACCUUUCACCGGCGUCGUCUACCUCAAGGAAUCCGGAAUCACGACCGACUUUAGGUCCCUCAAGGGCAAGCGUAUCGGCUACGUCGGCGAGUUUGGCAAGAUUCAGAUCGAUGAGCUCACUUCGCACUACGGCCUGACUCCCGCCGAUUACACGGCCGUCCGCUGCGGCAUGAACGUCUCCAAGGCCAUUAUCAAGGGGGAGAUUGACGCCGGUAUCGGCCUCGAAAACGUCCAGAUGGUUGAGCUGGAGGAGUGGCUUGCUUCCCAGGGCCGGGACAAGGCCGACGUCCAGAUGCUUCGCAUUGACGAGCUCGCCGAACUCGGAUGCUGCUGCUUCUGCUCAAUCCUCUACAUUGGCAACGAGACCUUCAUCUCGCAGAACCCAGACAAGGUUCGGGCCUUUAUGCGCGCCGUCAAGAAGGCCACUGACUUUGUCCUGGCCAACCCGGACGCUGCGUGGAAGGAGUACGUUGACUUCAAGCCUGUCAUGGGCACUGAGCUCAACAGGAAGAUCUUUGAGCGCAGCUACGCAUACUUCUCUGAGGACCUCAAGAACGUCGAGCGCGACUGGUCCAAGGUCACCAAAUAUGGUCAACGUCUCGGCGUUCUGAGCCCAGACUUCACCCCCAACUACACCAACGAGUUUCUUGACUGGGCUCUGCAGCCCGAAUCCAGUGACCCUACUGGCGACCAGAAGCGCAUGGUUGAGCUCCAGAAGAAUGUGGCUUGCUGCGGUGGCUUCCACCGCUUGCCCCUUGGGAUCAAGGCUUGAUUGGUGGGACGGGGUUGUCUUUGCGAAUGGCAGAGGGCAACCAAGCUCGGCUUCAUAGUCUGGGAUCUCGUUGCACAACCAUUGGGUUUUGGUGGAAAGAAGAGGCUCGUAAUCUUGAUGUCUUUUUCGACUCAGUUCCAGAUGAGAGUAUCGUGUGGAUGAUCGAUGAGGGCCUCAGGUGUAGCUAGCGAAGGCGUCUGCGUCAGUAGUAAACGUCUGUCUCUCCAGUCUAAUUGAGCUACGCUCUUACACCGUUCAAAAAUGCAGGAGAUAUGGUGACCUACGUAUCGACAUGUCGACACUCAGCAGCAUCUGCUUGGCAAUUUUUCGUAUGUCUUUAUCUGAGAUAUUAUUAUUGUGCCGACGGCGAGUGUCCUUUCCUCGAGAAUCAGGCGAGCGGCAUUUUUCCUUAUUAACGGUUUCUCCUAACGGCGUCGAGCAACAACGACGACAUACACUACAUAUUCCGGUGAUUGAAGAGCAGGGAAAACGCCCAGCAAGCUGCCGGUUGCAGACAGUCAGUCCCCUCGUCUCGUGCUGAAGGGGCCGCUCGCUCGUUUUAUCGGACGUCUAUCACCCAUGCUGACAUGGACUUUAUCAGGCCAAGCUCAGGCACGUCUCACGGAUUGCUUUCAUGGCUGGCACACAUCAAUGGCAGGGCUGUUCUUUGAGGCUUGAGGCGAAAGCAGUCUAUGUGUAUCACCAGUCCUGGCUGGCUAGGUAUUAUAACGGCGGUUUUAGCAGACCGCUACGCUACCUACGCCAGCUAGGUAGGUAGGUAGGUAGCUCGUGUCCCAGGCGCAAAAAGGGUAAAAAGGGUAGGUACAAACAAGUACCCGAAGCUGCCCGACAAACAUCAUUCCAUGCCAUUUCAUAUCAUAUCAUGUUGACCACCUAGGGUAUCAUUCCUACCUAGACGAGAAUCCCAGGGGGGGGGGACUGACUGAUGGAGAUGAGUUAUAACAACAGCUUCUUAGAACAACCUGUACAAAGCGCACCCAUCAUCAAUGUUUUGGGCUGGGAAUAGGUAAGGAAGGUUAAGGUAGGUAGCGUCACUUUAUUUACCUGGGGGCAGGUACGAAAGCAUUAGGUAGGUAGGUAUGAGAGCAACUAAGGUAACUCAA